GUCUCUAUUGACAACACUGGUUCUAAGUUUUAACGAAGAUAUGUUUCUAUGUUUUCUAUGUUAUUAACAUGGCUAUUUUUUUAAAAAGCUUUAUAUACCACCAUUUUUUUAUGAUAUAUCCAAUCAGCGCUUAACAAUACAUUGCACAAGUCACUGUUUCUUUUUACUUAUUCCUUUUUUUUAUAUUGAUAAUAAAUGUAAUUUUAUAAUGUUUAAAUGCGUGUAUCAAUUCUUCGAACAUAACAAAUUGGCGACGAGGAUAAAAAAAAGAUUAAUCAACAUUCAGAACCAUCAAAAGAAAAGCAUCAAGUCAACAAUCAUAAAAACAGUAAAAUGUCUGCUGAUAUGGAUAAACUUUUGCAAGCAAUUACCAGCAUGACCAAUGCUCUGCAGGAACAACAACAGCAACAACAACAGCUUCAACAAUCAAACAUAACCAGCGUCAAUGUCAUUUCAAAUUUUGAUCAAUUCGACCCUAAAACAGAAUCAUUCGAUGUUUAUAAAGAACGAUUGGAAAAUUAUCUGCAAUUGAAAGGCGUUUUCGGAAACAAAGAGAUGUGUGCAAAAUUAUUGCUGCAGUAUGUGGGUGCAUCAAAUUAUUCAACACUAGCAACAUUAGUCGCUCCAACACCGAUCAACCAACUAUCCUACGACAGUAUUAUAUUCCAUUUGAAACAACAUUUCUGUCCUAAAAAAAAUAUUCUUGUGCAACAACACAAGUUUUUAAAUGAAAUACAAAAUGAAGAUCAGAGUAUUUCUGAUUUUAUUGCUGUUUUACAGGAAAAGGCGGCGAUGUGUCAUUUUGUGUGUAGUUGUAACAAAUCAGUUUCGGAUAUAUUUUGUCGAGCGCAGUUUAUAAGAGGAAUCCGAGAUAAUAGCAUUCGUGAAAAAUUGCUGCAAAAACCCGAAGACACAUUUGUGCAAAUUUGUGAAAAGGCGAAGGCGUUGGAGGCAGCGAAAAUAAAUAAUAAUGAAAUUAUGCAGAGUUCUUCAACAAGCGAGGUAAAUAAAAUAAAACAAAAACAAUCCGCAACAAGUACCCGAUACCAAAAAAGUAAUCGAUACGCAUCAUCGUCAUCAACAGUUAAUUAUCGACAACUAGGUCUUGAAGGGAUGUGCUUACGAUGUGGGCGAAACAAUCAUCGAUCAAAUGAAUGUAAAAUAAACAAAAACAAUCUAAAAUGUUCUUUUUGUAACAAAACAGGUCAUGUGAGACAAGUAUGCAUAAAAUCGAAAUUUAAACAAAAUUCAUCAUAUAAUGCAAUACAAUCGUGUUCAUCUGAUGACGACUACUGUGAGGAUGAUGAUAAUUUUGGUAUCCAUCAAAUAGUCGAUAUUUACAACAAAUCAGAAAUUCCACCACCAGAAUUGCAAAAAUUUUUCGCAACGGUUUCAAUCGACGGGAGGAAGCAAGUUUUCGAAGUAGACUCUGGUGCCGGCUACACUCUCAUACCAAAGAACGAUUUUGAAAAACUCAAAUUAAAUUUAAAGCUUCAAAAAACCAAGAUAGCAUUUCGCGCUUAUCCGGGGGAUGUGUUUAUACCUCUGGGUGUAGUGGAUGUUAAUGUCCAAUAUAAAAACAGGAAGUCCAGAGAGAAAAUGUUUGUUGUGGACGCUAGACACUCUGCGUUGCUUGGCCGUGUAUGGAUAAGGCAUCUUAAAAUUGAUCUUAGAGAAGUAGACCAAGACUGUUUGAAGGUAAAUACAGACAACAACGUAUGUAUAAACUCAAUAAGUGAAAUAACGCAAAAGUUCUCAAAAGUUUUCCAGCAGAAAGUGGGGUGUAUUCCCAAUUUAAUAUGUUCAUUAAAAUUGCAGGAAGGGGCAAAGCCAGCUUUUUUAAAGGAAAGGCAAGUUCCAUUCGCUCUUCGUGAAAAAGUAGAGCAAGAACUCGACACAUUAGAAAACGAGGGUAUAAUUUCAAAAGUUAACACCAGUAAUUGGGGUUCGCCACUGGUUGUCAUACCAAAACCUGAUGGGAAUGUGCGGUUAUGUGUUGACUACAAGCUCUGCGUCAAUCCCCAAUUGGAGCCUGCUCACUAUCCAAUAAAGCGAAUAGAUGAAAUAUUCAACACAUUGAAAAAUUCCAAGUAUUUUUGUAAGCUGGAUCUAUAUAAAGCGUAUUUACAUGUAGCAGUGGAUGAUGAAAGCAAAAUAAUUCAAACAAUUUCUACACACAGAGACCAAAUUCUACGAGGCCUUGAAGGUACCACAUCUUAUUUUGAUGACAUAAUUGUGCACGGUCCAACCAAAUCCCUGUGUGAGCAGCGACUUAUUGAAUGCUUGGAACGCCUGCAGACAUAUAAUCUACACGUUAACAAGGACAAAUGUGAGUACUUUAAAGAACAAAUACAAUACUUAGGAUAUGUAAUAAGCCAGAAUUCAAUAUCCAAAUGCCCAUCAAAAACAGAAGCCAUGGCAAAACUUCCACGUCCCAAAAAUGUAGACGAGGUGAGAAGAUUUUUGGGAAUGGUUACGUAUUAUUCGCGAUUUAUUCCGAAUAUGGCUACCAUUACACAUCCACUUAGAAGUCUACUGGAAAAAGGAAACAAAUUUGUAUGGUCAAAGCAAAGUGAAGAAGCUUUUAUUAAGCUGAAGCAAGAAAUUUUGCAUGAGCGAGUUUUAGUACCAUACGACCAGUCACUGCCAUUGAUCCUUAUAUGUGAUGCAAGUCCCACAGGAGUUGCAGCAGUACUGUCACACAUAGUAGAUGGUUGUGAAAGACCAGUUGCGUUUAUUUCCAGAGCUUUAACAAAAGCUGAACAAAAUUAUAGUCAACUCGACAGAGAAGCUCUGGCAAUCAUUUUUGCUGUUGACAAAUUAUUUAUGUAUUUACAUGGUCGAGAAUUUACACUUGUGACUGAUAACCGUCCACUUUCGAGAAUUUUUCACCAGCAUGCUAAAACGCCAGCGAUGACCUCACAAAGAUUAUUGCGAUAUGCUUCUUUUCUACAAGGAUUCAAUUACAAACUUGAGCAUCGCAAAGCCGAUCAAAUAGCACAUGUAGAUUGUUUAUCAAGAGCCCCUUUAUCAGCGUCUUCAAAGUUUUUACAUUUUCUUGAUAAAGAAACAAAAGAUAUCCAAGAUCAAACUAUAAAUGAAAUUUCAUCAAUUUCAAUAACGGCAACAUCGAUUGCAAAAGAAACCCAGAACGACGAUGAAUUCAAAAAUUAAAGGAAUCGCUAUUGAAUGGCGGAAAUACAGAUCCUGAGUAUUCUAUACAAGAUGGCGUUUUAUUUAAGGGAACUCGUGUUAUGAUUCCUGCUACAUUACGCGAUGCAGUGCUACGUGAAUUACACCACACACAUAUUGGCGUUGUAAGAAUGAAGCAGCUAGCCAGAAAGUAUUGUUUUUGGAAGGAGAUCGACUCUGACAUUGAAACAUUGGUAAAAUCGUGCCCUGAUUGUGCUAUGAUACGAAGAUGCCCCCCAAAGGUGGAAACACACAAAUGGGAGGACCCAAUCGAAAAUUUUCAAAGAGUGCAUAUUGACUACGCAGGUCCUUUCCAAAAUCAUUAUUUUCUUGUGUUAGUUGACGCAAAAUCGAAAUGGCCUGAAAUAAAGGUAAUAAAACAAGCUCCAACUUCGGAUAUCACGAUAUCAUUAUUACAAAGCAUAUUUUCAACACAUGGUCUUCCCCAAAUUAUGGUAUCUGACAACGCUACAAUUUUUCAAAGUGCCGUAUUUAGAACUUUUUGCGAGAACAACGGUAUUAUCCAGAAAUUUAUUGCACCGGGGCAUCCAGCUACUAAUGGACUUGCGGAAAGACAUAUUCAAACCUUGAAAAGGAAGCUAAAAGCGAUGCAAAACGAAAAGUUACCAUUACGCCUCAAAGUGCAGGAAAUAGUUACCAGAUAUAGAGCAACUCCGCUUUCAAAUGGCAAAAGCCCUGCAAACUUAUAUCUAGGACGUGACUUACGUAUAAAAUUAGACUCAAUUCGCCCAACAAAAUUGAAGAAAUCUGAAGUGGUCAACCCAAAAGUUCGAAAAUUAGGCGUUGGAGAGAGGGUCCAAGUUCGUUGGUUUAGCAAAGGAGUCCCGACUUGGAAGUUCGGUACCGUUCUGCAAAAACUUGGGAAUAUUCACUACAGCAUUAAACUUGACAAUAAUUAUAUUCUUAAAAGACAUAUUAAUCAAUUGUAUAAGUCCAUGGUUUAUGAUCAAAAUCAACCCACUUUAGUUACAGGAAAUCCACCACAGAAGGAACCUCAAAUUGAAGAAGUCAUAAUCCAGCGGAAUCAGACACAACCUCAACCCCCCAGCGAAUCGCAGC
Molecule: messenger RNA, 4272 nt
Organism: Stomoxys calcitrans (stable fly)
Lineage: Eukaryota; Metazoa; Arthropoda; Insecta; Diptera; Muscidae
Exons: 2
Coding region: 334-3174 (946 amino acids)
Molecular function (GO): nucleic acid binding; zinc ion binding
Source: RefSeq, a predicted model, not a curated record